Messenger RNA from Penicillium psychrosexuale, 471 nucleotides. RefSeq lists its product as uncharacterized. The record is from RefSeq and is a predicted model, not a curated record. The coding region runs from base 1 to 471 and encodes 156 amino acids. The transcript has 4 exons. NCBI's taxonomy places the organism in Eukaryota, Fungi, Ascomycota, Eurotiomycetes, Eurotiales, Aspergillaceae.
AUGAUUAUAAGGAGAUACUUCCUACCUUUCUAUGACUAUAUAAUAGAACUCUUAAAGAUAAAGGAAGUAACUACCUACCUUACCUUUAAGAUUUAUAAUACCCUCUUUAAUCACUUCAACCAGGCAGAGGCACUACUAAAACAGAACCAUAAAAAGCUGACAACUGGGGCUAGUAUUAAGCGACUCUUUAAUACUACGCGGGAUAUUUGCUAUUAUUACCGCGGUCGCCUGAAGUCUAAGACAAUUAAGGAGCUUAUACUCUACCGCUAUAUAACUAAGUUUAGUAUUAAGGAUACUAAGAUAAAGGAAUUACAGCAGUUACUUAGUCUAGCAGAGGCUAAGGUUAAGAAGGAGGAGAGUGCUAACUUUCUAGAAGAUAGUAAGUAUAAUCUAAUUAGUAAUAAUAAGGAGGAGGAGGAGGAGGGGGGGGGGAAAGUAAUAGGAUAUAGGAGGUAUCUCCUUUCUCCCUAA